Messenger RNA from Microplitis demolitor, 4067 nucleotides. Its product is annotated as large neutral amino acids transporter small subunit 1. Lineage: Eukaryota; Metazoa; Arthropoda; Insecta; Hymenoptera; Braconidae. Gene Ontology annotation, biological process: amino acid transmembrane transport. The record is from RefSeq and is a predicted model, not a curated record. Gene Ontology annotation, cellular component: membrane. The transcript has 10 exons. Gene Ontology annotation, molecular function: L-amino acid transmembrane transporter activity. Bases 531 to 2006 code for a protein of 491 amino acids.
AUUGUCAACCCCCGUCCCCCUUCUACUCCGAAAUACUCUCAAAGACCUUUUAUCUAUUUUUCGAUUUUUUACUCCAUUCUCACAUCCUCCCCUCUCGGUAUGUCUCACCCCGACCUUCCAUUCUGUUCUUUCUUGCUCUCUACUCUCUUUUCUCCAAUAUUACAUACGUAAACGGGCGCUGUAUUGAGCGCGUUAAGUCCAGAGACGGUCGCGUUUUAAGCGCAGAAACUCUCAAUAGAUAGAAGGAGUAGCGGUAUUUUUUACGUGCGGUUCAAAUUAGGAGAUAGAUAGACAAAAGAAUAGAUAGAGAAACAGAUAGAUAGAUAGAUAGAUAGAUAGGUACAAAAACGUGUACAGUUUUGGGUAAUAAACCGUUACAGCGGUUCAUCUCAGUGUCCAACUCAUAUGUGAUCUCAAACUACUUUUCGUUUUUUAAAAAUUAUAAGUUUUAAUUUUUAAAAUUUAAAUUUUAGUGGUGAAUAUUUGUUAUAAAUUUAUAUUUUAAUUGUUUGCACAGAAAUAGUACAAAAAUGUCGACGAAGGGUAGCAUUAAAAAUGGUAAAGGAUCGUACGAUUCAUUGGCUAUUAACAAUGCCGACAAUAAAGAAGAUAAUGGUGAAAUAAAACUGGAAGCUAAAAUGUCACUUCUUAAUGGGAUAACAGUAAUUGUUGGUUCAAUUAUUGGUUCAGGAAUUUUUGUUAGUCCUACGGGUGUUAUUAUGCACACAGGAAGUACUAAUGUUGCUCUUAUUGUUUGGACCGCAUCAGGAAUAUUUUCAAUGGUCGGAGCUUAUUGUUACGCAGAAUUAGGAUGUAUGAUUAAAAAAUCUGGAGCAGAUUAUGCAUAUAUAAUGGAAACAUUUGGACCAUUUGCAGCAUUUGUACGUCUUUGGGUUGAAUGCAUGAUUGUUCGACCUUGCAGUCAAGCAAUUGUUGCACUGACAUUUAGUAUUUACGUUCUUAAACCAUUCUUUCCGGACUGUCCACCUCCACAAGAUGCUGCAAGAUUACUUGCUGUUGUUUGUAUAUGUACACUGGCAUUUGUAAAUUGCUGGGACGUUAAAUGGGCAACAAGAGUUCAAGAUGUUUUUACGUAUGCAAAAUUACUAGCUCUACUGGUAAUCAUAAGUGCUGGUGCAUAUCAACUUUUCAAAGGGCACACUGAGCAUUUUAGUUUUGACGGUACAAAAACGGAAGUUACGUCAAUAGCUCUUAGUUUUUAUUCUGGUUUAUUUGCUUACAAUGGAUGGAAUUACCUGAAUUUUAUAAUCGAAGAACUCAAAGAUCCUGUUAAAAAUCUCCCGAGGGCUAUUGCCAUUUCAUGUACUCUCUGUACAGUCGUUUAUGUCUUGACCAACGUUGCGUUUUACACGACAUUAAGUCCUAAAGAAGUACUGUCUAGUGAAGCUGUCGCUGUUACAUUUGCGAAUAAUCUUUUUGGUAUGAUGGCCUGGACGAUACCGGUAUUCGUUGCCCUCUCGACAUUUGGCGCCGUCAAUGGAAUACUCUUGACUUCAUCACGAUUAUUUUAUGCGGGUGCUUGUGAAGGACAAAUGCCGGAAAUUCUUACGAUGAUACAAACUUCGAGAUUAACUCCUGCUCCUGCAGUCAUUUGCAUGGCACUUUUAUCAAUGUGUUAUUUAACUUCGUCAAAUAUUAAUGGUUUAAUAAAUUACGUUGGAUUUGCAACUUGGUUAAGUAUAGGGGUAUCAGUUUUAUGUGUACCUUGGCUAAGGUGGGCUCAACCAAAUUUACCACGACCAAUUAAAGUAAACUUGAUAUUCCCAAUAUUUUACAUCCUGGCUACUCUGUUUGUUACGAUUGUACCAAUGUGGGCAAGUCCUGUUGAAACAGGAUACGGUUGUCUUAUGAUAUUUUCCGCUGUACCUGUAUACCUGUUGUUUAUUUCUUGGAAAUCAAAACCGAAAUGUUUCACCAAUGCAGUUGGCGCAGUCACUCAAUGUUUCCAGAAGACAAUGAUAGUCGUUGGACCAAAGUCUCAGUAGGGACUACGAGGCUGAUGCAGAAACUGAUGGUGGUCGUAGGCAAAUCGAAACCUGCUCAAGUGUAAAUUUAAAACGGCCUCAAAUACAACUUCCUACGCACUACUUAAUUAAUUAAUUUAUUAAUUGAUUAUCUGCAUUUUUUAAAUAAGAAAAAAAUUUUUUUUUUCUUAUAAACAACCGUGUAAAAAAAUUCGUUACAAAAAAGUUCAUGACAGUGAACUUCCAAAUUUGAGAUAAUUCUGAGCUUUAAGUUGAACAUUUUUUAAACUUUGAAAAAAUUAUAAACUGAAUAAUUUUCGACUGGGCUUUUCUGGAGCGUUUUUUUUUAUUUUUCGAGGAAAAAUAAUUUGAUCUGACAAUUUUUUGAUGAUUUAGAUUUUAUGAUAUCUAUUUGUAGGUAUAGAUAUGUAUGUAAAAAGUGAAUAGCUGGAAUCGGAGACAUUGGGAAAGCCACAAAAAAGUUUUUUUGAACAUCAUCAAAAACAAAUGCAAUUGUAAAAUUUUAUUUGAGUAUGAAGAUAAGAAAUUUUUUUGGUUUAGGCAUAUAUAUAGUCAUGAAAAUUAAAGCUUAUUUAAAGAGCUUUCAGAUGCAUUUUGAAGAAAUUCGAUGUUGUCACAUUUAAAAGUUAUUGAAGAAAAAAUCACUAAAAAUAUGAAUUUUUGAAAUUCUAUAACUUCUAAAUUAAUUGACCAAUUCUACUCAUCUUCGAACUUGAUUUUAAAAAUUCUCUACAGAAAAUGUGUGCUGAGUUUCAUUGAUAUCAGUUAGAAAUUGUGAACGCUAUCAUCGUGACAAGCUGCGUUCUAUCGUAUAAGUAUAUAUUUACAUAUAUAUAAACUUUUGAACCGUAUGUAUUUUUCUUGACUCAGCUCGACGAGGUAGCAAAAUUUUUCAAAAAUUCUGUCAUGAAGAGAAAUGCAAUAGUUAGAUUUCUAUGAAAUUUACUAAAAAAAAAAUUAUAAAAACUUACGACUCUGACCAAAUUAUUCAAGUUUGAGACAAAAAAAAAUGAUUUGAAAAUAUUUAUUAAAAAUUUUUGACUUUUAUUAAACUUUUUGGGAAGAUCAGUUUUUUUCACAUUUUGACUGUUCAAAAAUUAAGUGAUUGGAACUAAUUCUGAACUUACAAAAUUGUUAAUUCAAAUCAUUUUUGUUUAAAAAAUUAAAAAAAAAAUAUAAACCCGCAAGGAAAGUCCACACUAAUUAAAAAAAUUUGUACACUUCUAAUUAUUUUAAAGUUCCAAAAAUGUUAAACUUAAAAUUCAAGAUUGUUUCAAUUUUUGAAUUUCCCUGUCAGGAACGUUUUUGGAACUAAUUUUUUUUAUACAGACAAUGCAUUUAGCGAUAUAUUUUUUUAAUUACUUAUGAGCUUAAUUAUACAUCAACAAUUCAUUAAAAAUCCUUCGAUAGAUAUAAAAUACCAGCCAUAUAUAUACAUAUUAGUCGAACGAUUGGUAUUAAUAGCAGUCUGCUUUUAAAAUAUAAUUAAUUUUAAAAUAACAAUAAUGAUAAAUACUUUAUUUUAUUUAAUUGUAUUGACUGAAGAAGUGAUAUAUUGUAAGCAAAUGUUAAAUAACAAGUAUGUUAAAUCACUUCAUCUUAAAACGCAUAACUUUAUGAGAUUAUUAAUGUAUUCUUAAGUGUUCUAAUUAAAGUUAUAAUUACAAUUACUCAGAUAAAAACAAAACAAAGCAAAAAAAAAAAAAUAACAAUAAUACAUAUUAUGACAAUUUACUGCCAGCAAAACAGAAUUAAGAAAGUCCAUCAUGCGAAAGAGGCGAUUAAAUGUAUGUGUAUAUCAUUUAUAUAUUUCUGUUGAUAUGUUACUUAUCUAUUUCAGAGUUCAUCAUAUUAACACAUAUCGUUAUUGUUAUUUUUUUUAAAAAAUAAACUAAAAAAUAAAUAUUUUUUAUCUGAUUGAUCUAUAAAAAUAAAAAUAGAAAAUGAUGAGCGAGUGAGUGAGAAAAAAAAUCAUUUAGAAGUUUAGAGAGUGCCUACAAAGUAUAUUCUUGUAAAUCAGUUCUUAAUUUAUAUAAAUAAUAAACAAUACGUACGUAGGUA